ACAGUAAUAACAGUAACAAGGGAGAAAACUUUGGAACGGUUUCCAUUGAAAAUGUUUGUAAUGAUCAGUUAGAGAAGAAGAAAUAGAGAGGGUAUAAAAAUAACGGAAACUAUCAACACAACAAAACCAGGGACAGUAAGAGUGACCGUCUAUGUGUCUGGCAGGAGCUGUAUUUAUGAGCCCUGAGCAGCGCGGUCUGGAGGGGCUGUGAUCUCUGCAGUUAGCCGCGGAGCUAACGCCUGAGCUCGGGUCAUUCUGCGCUGUCAGCAUCGCUGCGUGACGCUACGCUGCAAACACCACGCCUGCGCCGUUAAAUGACUCCCAGUCACUGAUAAUGUAGCACCUAUCGGGUAAAUAUGUAUUUAUAGGCAUGGCAAACAUUUAGGCACUAAUAUAUUCUGAUUUCAAAGAACAAAACGGGUCAUUGUCAAGGCCACGGAUGGAGCCGGGGCGUCAGCGUGAGAACCCCCCCGGAUCCGGGGAGCCUGAGUCAGGGGAGUGGAGAGAGCAGAGCGCCGCGGUGGAGCCUGGGGAGAGGGACGACACCCUGAAAAACAGAAGCGGGGAUGGAGGAAACGAGGAAAUUACGAGCAAAACCGAAAACACUGUGGUGGCGGAGACAGAUAAUGCUGAGUUUGAUGAAGAUGAGGAGCAAUAUGAGGAAGAGCUGGACCCCAGGAUUCAGGAGGAGCUGGAGCACUUGAAUCAGGCCAGCGAUGAGAUCAACAGAGUGGAACUACAGCUGGAUGAAGCGAGAUCCAGCUACAGGAGGAUCCUUACAGACUCGGCACGCAAACUCAAUGCUCAGGGCUCUCAGCUGGGAGCCUGCAUUGAGAAAGCCAGACCUUACUACGAAGCCCGUAGACUCGCUAAAGAGGCUCAACAGGAGACCCAGAAGGCAGCGCUGAGGUACGAGAGGGCUGUCUCCAUGCACACGGCUGCCAGAGAGAUGGUUUAUGUGGCUGAGCAAGGUUUAUUGGCUGACAGGAACACAUUGGACCCUACCUGGCAAGAGAUGCUAAACCACGCUACAGCCAAGGUGAACGAGGCAGAAGAGGAGCGCUUGAGGAGCGAGAGGGAGCACCAGCGUGUCACUCAGCUUUGUCAGGAAGCAGAAGCACGUGUGCAGACUUUGCAGAAGGCUCUUAAGAGGGUCAUUAUCAAGUCCAAGCCUUAUUUUGAGCUCAAGGCUCAGUUCAACCACAUCUUAGAGGAGCACAAGUCCAAAGUCGUCCAGCUGGAGGAACGGGUGGCGAAGGUGAAGACCCGAUAUUCUGUCGCCCUCCGCAACCUUGAGCAAAUCAGCGAGCACAUCCAUGCGCAAAGAGGGCGCAUUCGUGCCGCCAAAGAGCGAAACAGAGCCCGUGGGGGGCGGAGCUCUCCAGUGGGGGCGGAGUCUGAGGGUGUAAUCCAGGCAGGGGCAUAUGGAGGGGUGGUGGCCAAUCCCUUAAUGGAUAAUGACUGGGCUGAUCAGGAGAAAACCAGGCAGUGGGUGGAGAAACACAGGGAGGCGGGGUGGGGCCAGAGAGAGAAGGCGGGGUCAGACUCCAUGUCAGUCAUCAGCCUGCAAACCAUCGCCUCCGACCUAGAGAAGUUCGAUUCUGUGGAGCACUUGGGCAACCUUAGUGAUGUCGGAAGUAUAAUAGGUGAGGAGAAAGAGGCAGAGAGCGAGAGAGGAUUUAGGGUCAAUGAUAGAAUAGUAGAGAGAGAGGUGGCGAACCUCUCGAGACAGGACGCAGAGAAAGGUGCCUCAGGGACGGAUAGAGAGCAAGAGAGCUUUGUGAAGCAGCACCACAGAAGUGUUAGUUUGUGAGGAAACAGGAAAUUAGAGUUGCCUGUAACUCCACCCCAGUCUUGGAGGGCUAAUAGUUCAGCCAAAAAUUAAAAUUCCAUCAUUUAUUACUUACCUGCAUGUUUUUCUAAACCCGUAAAACCCUCGUUCAUCUUCGGACGCAAAUUACGUUUUUUUUUUUUUUUUUUUGAUGAAAUCCGAGAGCUCUCUGACCAUCCAACGCAACUGAAACUUUAGGCCCAGAAACGUACAGUAGUGAGGUCAUCGUUAAAAUAGUCCAUGUGAUAUCAAUGGUUCAUCCAUAAUUUUACGAAGCUACAAGAAUAGUUUUUGUGUGCAAAGAAAACAGAAAUAACCCUGAGUAACCGUCAUCUGUCAUUAUCGAAAGUACAAUGACGCAUGAGUGUGCGUUCCUCUGCACGUAAACAACGUAUGUGGUACUCUCUAUUAUGGUGGAAGAAGAAUUGUUAAAUAAAGUUGUUUAUUUGAAUUCACAUAGCUUUGUAAAAUUACAGUUGAGCUACUGAUGUCACAUGGAUUGUUUUACCGAUGUCCUUACAAUGUUUCUGGGCCUGGGAACAU
Messenger RNA from Cyprinus carpio (common carp), 2374 nucleotides. RefSeq names its product SH3 domain-binding protein 5-like. Gene Ontology annotation, biological process: negative regulation of protein tyrosine kinase activity; intracellular signal transduction. Gene Ontology annotation, molecular function: protein kinase inhibitor activity. Gene Ontology annotation, cellular component: cytoplasm. The record is from RefSeq and is a predicted model, not a curated record. NCBI's taxonomy places the organism in Eukaryota, Metazoa, Chordata, Actinopteri, Cypriniformes, Cyprinidae.